AAAUUCCAUUACCCCCAACUCCAUCCUUUUCAUGCCACAACAUUCAAUUCAUCAACCUUCUUCACCACCUUUCCACGUGCCCCUCACGUGCCCCACACCCUCACACCUCUUAUCAAAACCCGCAAUUCACAUCAAUAGGCGCCAUUUCACUUUCUUCAACAAUGGCUUCUCCUCCACCACUCUCCCUAAACGUCAUCGGAUCAGACACAUUCACUCCAUUCUCCACCACCCUCCCACCACCCUCACCUCGCCGUUCAUCCUCUCCGUUACAGAAUCUCAGCCCGAGCAUUCUCAUCAUCAUAACCGUCCUCGCCGUAACCGUCAUCGUCUCCCUCGCACUCUGCUUCCUCCUCCGCCACCUCAACCGCCGCUGCCUCCGCCGUCUCUCCACCUCUCCCUCCACCACCUCAACUCCAAUCUUCACCUCCAGCCGCCGCAUCUCUCCCGAAAUUCCACCUCCUCCUCACGGUGCUGCCUCCGUCAUCGAGACUCUCCCGCUCUUCGCUUUCUCCGCCGUUUCCCGCUCAUCUGCCGCUGACUGCGCUGUCUGCCUCUCGAAGUUCCACCGCGACGACCUCCUCCGUCUUCUCCCUCUCUGCUGCCACGCCUUCCACGCUGAGUGCAUUGAUACCUGGCUCCGAUCUAACCUCUCUUGCCCGCUCUGCCGCUCCGCGAUCUUCGCCUCCGAUUCCGACCUCGCUAAAGUGCUCCGAUCAUCCGAUGUCGCCUCCGGCGACAGCUUCCGCGUCGAGAUAGGUAACAUCAGCCGCCGUGGAACCACCGCACCGGAAACCGUCGCCUCCGGUGACACUCGCGGCGGUGACUCGAGGUCCUAUUCCAUCGGAUCGUUCGAGUAUUUAGUGGAAGAGGAAUCGGAGAUUCCGUUCAGCCACACGCACCGGAGAAAUGUCUCUGACCAGAAGGACAUUCCGGCGGCAGCAGAUUCCACGGCGGCUCCGGCUCAACAUGAAGCGAACCUCGCCGGAGAAGUUGCCGGAGUUCGAAGCUGGUUGAAGGAGUACGUGGAUAGAUUCUCCGCGUCAAUUUCAUCGCGAACGGAGUCGUUUCGGAGUUCUGGAAGAUUCUUCGGCGUUGGCGGGAGUAGUCGCCGGAGCGACGUCGUUCCGAUCGAUGCGGCAGAGUAUGAUGUGGAAGGGAACAGAGUAGGCGAGGAACUCACCGAGAUGUUCCGGUGGCUAUCAGGGGUAUAAUGGUCAAAUCAAACAAGUUUUGGUACAUAAGAUAAGACUUUUUUUUUAAUAUUUUUAAACA
Messenger RNA from Lotus japonicus, 1272 nucleotides. RefSeq names its product E3 ubiquitin-protein ligase ATL4. Lineage: Eukaryota; Viridiplantae; Streptophyta; Magnoliopsida; Fabales; Fabaceae. The transcript has a single exon. The coding region runs from base 162 to 1211 and encodes 349 amino acids. The record is from RefSeq and is a predicted model, not a curated record.